GUGUAGAUGUGAGUGCAGCAGCACGCACAGCUACAUCAGCCUGGAUACUGAGUUAAUGUUGGACAUGGAGCACUUUGACCAUCAGUAAACUAUCACUGAAGGAAAUCAUGGGGGACAGCGUUGAUGUCAAGGCUCUGAGGGCCAAAUUCAACAGCAAAUCCAGCACCUCGGACACCAGCAGCCGGGACAGUGGCUCACCAAAAUCUCCUCGACCUGGAUUUGGGAGAUCCAUUCUUCCAGUGACAGAGAGCGAACUGCCACAGAGACUGUCACCAACAGUUCCUACUCAUCUGGCUGGCCCAGGCUUAGUGAGGCUCCCUAGAAUAGAGCCAAUGGCUGCUUCCAUCCCCCCGAGACCUGGUUCUUUCCCUCGACCGCCUCCCUAUGCUGGACUCAGAGCGCCCAUUCAGCCAGCAGAUCCCACCAAAGUCAAGCAGACGGGGGAGAUGCUACAGAGCAUGAUGCUGAGGCAUCAGAGACCCCCGGUCCCCCAGGUACCCCGGCCAGGAGCUGGAAGCCCAGCUCCUGUUCCAUCACCUGUCUCUACUCCUCUUCCACUCAGACAGCAGCCACGACAGAGGAGCGCGGGGGAAGUGACCCCACUGAGGAGGCCUCUGCCCCCUGAAGGGCCGAUGCCUGUGAAACCCAAAAGACCUCCCAGUGUCAACUUGGAGCCAUUUCGGAAGCACAAGAAACCUCCUCCUCCUCAAAGGAAGAGUGACCCCUCAGCGAACAGAAGGCUGUCUUUACCCACAGUGGUCAAUCCUCCAAAACCUCCACAACGGUCUGACAAACCCAACAGACUGCAGCGACAGAUUGCCUCUGCGGACCUGGACGAAGAGGAACAGGAUCCCUACGAUGAUAUUGGCAUUGACAAAAAUGAGAACUGCAGCGAUCACAAUUCACAGUGUGUCGAUGGGGAUGAUGAUGAGGAGGUAUAUGAGAUGAUUGAUGAGGACCAGGGAGAAGCGAACAUGAAAGAAGCAUGGAAGCAACAGGAGAAGAAAAAAAUGAAUGAGCUGAGGAAGAAAUUUCAGUUGCUAGGCGAGAUAGAGGUUAUUCACACAGCCAAAGUCCGCCGCGACUGGAAUGGGGAAGGGACACUGGACCUGAGCGUGCACCAGGGAGACAGUGUGGAGAUCCUCCGUGUGACGGAUACCCCAGGAGGCAAAUGGCUGGCCCGCUCUAUGAAUGGAAACUAUGGAUACAUCAGCAACUCAUGUGUGGAUAUUGACUAUGAAGCAGUGAAGAUUAAACACGGGUACAAAAGAUCAAACCCAUCAGGGUUACCCCCACCACCCCCAGACCCACCACAGCUCUCAAAUAUGGAGUCCAACAACAGAGACAGCAUGCUUGAAGAUGAUGAUGACUAUGAUGAUGUUCAACCAAUAACUGAAGAGUUCCCACCCCCGCCACCUGAAAUCAGCAUAGACCCCAAAGUGGAGAAGGAUCUAAAAAAAAAAUUUAAGUAUGAUGGACCAAUCAAAGUGCUACACACCAUGAUGGUGAAUCCUAACUCCAUCAUAAAGAAACCAGGAGCAAAAGAUCUGCCUGUGACACAAGGAGAGCUCUUGGAUGUCAUCCAACUCACCAACAACAAGAAAGCUCUGUGUCGCAACAGAUUUGGGAAAUAUGGCUACGUGUCCAGAUCUCUUCUUCUUCAAAUGGAGCAAGAUAUUUAUGAUGAUGUUGACUAUGCAGAUGAUGUCUACGACAACGAUUCUCUGCAAAAUGAUUAUUAAAACAGGUCAAACUAAACAUACAAGAGAGAAAAAGAAACAAACGGCUACAUUUUUUGAGCUCUUUCAAACUUUGAAAAUCAAGUAAAGACAGAAUCCUUGUGGAUACAGAUGCUUUAUUCAAUUUCACGAACUGCAGAAAUGUGUUGAAAAUUCACAGAUUUGUGGAGUUUUUGCAGCUUUUUCGUGCUUUACAGAUGUGAAGAUGUGCAUUUCUUUCCAGCUCUCAAACAAACUAAGCUUUGUAAAAGUUCAAACUGAGUUCAACUGUGUAACUAUGCAAACUGACAAAAUCAACUAUUUUACAUAUGAAUAUAAUAAUUUAUAAUUACUUGUUUUUCAUCCAGAAAAGGUCACACACAAUAGGACUGUGUAAACAAACUUGUUUUGAAAGCCUACACUCACCGGCUACUUUAUCACCCAUUCAGCUGGUCGUUAAUAUCUGAUCACAUGAUCACUAAAUGCUCAUUGCAUUUAGGGCACGUAGAGAUGAUCCAGCCAACCUGCUGAAGUUCAAACUGAGAACCAGAAUGGGGAAGAAAGGGGAUUUAAGAGAAUUUCAAAGUGGCAUUCAGAAACUGCUGAUCUAUUUUCUCACACACCCAUCUCUAGGGUUCCGCUCUAAGGUGUAAAAGAGAAACUAUCCAAUGAGCAGCAGUUCUCCGAGCAAAAAUGGCUUGUUGAUUCCAAAGCUCAGAGGAAAAUGGCCAGACUGCUUUGAGCUGAAGGCAACAGUAACUCAAAUAAUCACUUGUUACAAACAGCGAAUGCAGAAGAGUGUCUCUGAAUACACAACAUGUUGAACCUUGAAGCAGAUGGGCUACAGCAGCAGAAGACCACACUGGUUGCUACUCCUAUCAGCUAAGAACUGAUGCUAGAAUUAGCAUGAGCUGACUAAAACUGGGCAAUAUUGUUACCUACUUUGAUGAGUGUUUCCCACUUUAUGGAUGCGCAGCCGACAAAUCUGUUGCAACUGUGGGAUGCUGUCAUGUCAAAAUGGACUAAAAUCUCUGAGGAAUGUUUCCAGUACCUUGUUGAAUCUGUGCCGUGAAGAGUUAAGACAUUUCUGAAGGAAACAAGGGGAGCAACUCAAUAUUAGCGGUGUACCUAAUAAAGUGGCCAGUGAGUGUAAGUAUAUACAGAUGUGCCAUUUGCUGAGGGUUAACAAACCCAUUAUUUCAUUGUUUGUCAAACUGCAUGUAUAGAAAAUAAAUACACUAUUACUGCUGAUGUGUGUAUUUUUGACCCU
Messenger RNA from Archocentrus centrarchus (flier cichlid), 2988 nucleotides. Its product is annotated as FYN-binding protein 1. Gene Ontology annotation, cellular component: plasma membrane. Gene Ontology annotation, biological process: T cell receptor signaling pathway; protein localization to plasma membrane; integrin-mediated signaling pathway. Lineage: Eukaryota; Metazoa; Chordata; Actinopteri; Cichliformes; Cichlidae. Gene Ontology annotation, molecular function: protein binding. Bases 108 to 1742 code for a protein of 544 amino acids. The transcript is spliced from 16 exons. The record is from RefSeq and is a predicted model, not a curated record.